AUGCCUGGGGUGGGGCGGGGGAGGGCGAGCGGGCGGCUGCCGCCACCUGUCGGCCGCGUCGCGACACGCGGCCGCCCGUCGCGACAGCGCCGUCGCCGUGUGCCCGCAGGGAUCCUGCACGGCAGCGGGGCGGACUUCGAGUCGGUGGACGAGCUGGUGGAGGCGGUGGGGGAGCUGCUGCGGGAGGUGUCGCGGGACGCCAAGGACGACGGCGCCAUCCGGGAGAUCUGCCAGCGCCUCUUCAACACCCUGCAGCUGGACGAGGGCCGGGCCCAGCGCUGCAGCCAGGUGCUGCUGGACACCCCCAUCCAGCUCUCCCAGAUCACCGAUGGAUACGCAGAUGCCAGCGUGGACCUGCUGCCGGGGCUGUUGCUGAAGAGAGGCCAGACCUCGAUGGUGAAUGCCAAGAAACUGGAGAAGGCGGAAGCCAGGCUGAAAGCCAAGCAGGACAAGAGGAUGGAGCGGGAUUCUCUGAAGUCAUCUGGCCCUCUGGUUCUUGAGGAGGCAUCUGCCAGCCAAGCUGCCAGCAAGAAGGAGACUCGCAUGGAGUCAUCAGGCAAGAACAAGUCGUAUGAUGUGCGCAUCGAGAACUUCGAUGUGUCCUUCGGUGAGCGUGUCCUACUGGCGGGAGCAGACCUGAACCUGGCGUUUGGACGGCGCUACGGACUGGUGGGCAGGAACGGGCUGGGGAAGACCACGCUGCUGAAGAUGAUCGCCAGCCGGAGCCUGCGCAUCCCCUCGCACAUCAGCAUCCUCCACGUGGAGCAGGAGGUGGCAGGGGACGAGACGCCGGCGCUGCAGAGUGUGCUGGAGUGCGACACCACUCGUGAGAGCCUGCUGCGGGAGGAAAGGGAUCUGACGGCUAAGGUUAAUGCUGGCAGGGGAGAAGGGACGGAAGGUGCCAGGCUGUCGGAGAUCUACGCAAAGCUGGAGGAGAUUGAGGCAGACAAGGCCCCAGCGAGGGCGUCCGUCAUUCUUGCUGGGCUGGGCUUUAAUGCAAAGAUGCAGCAACAGACAACCAAAGAGUUUUCCGGAGGCUGGAGAAUGAGACUGGCCUUAGCCAGAGCCCUGUUUGCCAGGCCAGAUCUCCUUCUGCUGGAUGAGCCAACGAACAUGCUGGACGUGAGGGCCAUUUUGUGGCUGGAGACCUACCUGCAGACCUGGCAGUCGACCAUCCUCGUGGUGUCCCAUGACAGGAACUUCCUGAAUGCAGUGGCCACGGACAUCAUCCACCUGCACUCGCAGCGGCUGGACACGUACCGCGGGGACUUUGAGAACUUCAUGAAGAUCAAGGAGGAGCGGCUGAAGAACCAGCAGCGAGAGUACGAAGCCCAGCAGCAGUACCGUGAGCACAUCCAGGUUUUCAUCGACCGCUUUCGCUACAACGCCAACCGGGCAUCCCAAGUGCAGAGCAAGCUCAAGCUGUUGGAGAAGCUGCCAGAGCUGAAACCUGUGGACAAGGAGUCUGAGGUGAUCAUGAAGUUCCCUGAUGGCUUUGAGAAGUUCUCCCCCCCAAUUCUGCAGCUAGACGAAGUAGACUUCUAUUAUGACCCAAGUCACUACAUCUUUCGUUCCCUCUCCGUCUCUGCUGACCUGGAGUCCCGCAUCUGUGUGGUUGGGGAAAACGGAGCUGGCAAGUCGACCAUGCUAAAGAUCUUAAUGGGGGAGCUGGCGCCAGUCAGAGGGAUCAGACAUGCUCACAGAAACCUCAAGAUCGGUUAUUUCAGCCAGCACCAUGUGGAUCAACUGGACUUGAACAUCAGUGCUGUAGAGUUACUGGCAAGAAAGUUCCCAGGGAAGACGGAGGAGGAGUACCGGCAUCAGCUGGGGAGCUACGGCAUCUCGGGAGAGCUGGCCGUGCGUCCCGUGGCCAGCCUGUCUGGAGGUCAGAAGAGUCGCGUGGCCUUUGCCCAGAUGACUAUGUCCUGUCCAAACUUCUAUAUCCUGGAUGAGCCGACAAAUCACCUGGACAUGGAGACCAUCGAGGCACUGGCAAAGGCACUGAAUAAGUUCCGGGGUGGUGUAAUUCUGGUGUCCCACGACGAGCGCUUCAUCCGCCUGGUAUGCCAGGAGCUGUGGGUGUGCGAGAACGCCACCGUGACCCGCAUUGAGGGUGGCUUCGACCAGUACAGAGACAUCCUGAAGGAGCAGUUCCGGAAGGAGGGUUUCCUAUAAGGGAGGCGGGAGCCGGACUGCGCCGGGGGCUGGAGCUUGAAGCUCGGCCGCUUCGGCAUCCAUCCCAACUGUGCCUGGCAGAGCGCUGAGGAGGCUGCUGCCCGCAUGGACCGUCAGCCAUGCCAUCAAACUGCCACCUGAACUGCUCUCCCCUCCCGGGGCCGGGCGGAAGGACAGCGAGGGAGCGGGAGCCCGGUGCUGCGCGUGGCCAGGGGGGCACGCCAGGGGCUCUGCUGCUGGCCGAGGCUGUGCCCGGCGCUGGGCCCACUGGAAAGGCUGUGCCUGGAGCUGCUGCUUUGCCGAGAGGAGGGAAGGGGGUGUUGU
Haliaeetus leucocephalus (bald eagle) is the source of this 2499-nucleotide messenger RNA. It is a transcript of the gene ABCF3, whose product is annotated as ATP-binding cassette, sub-family F (GCN20), member 3. Gene Ontology annotation, molecular function: ATP hydrolysis activity; ATP binding. Lineage: Eukaryota; Metazoa; Chordata; Aves; Accipitriformes; Accipitridae. The transcript is spliced from 21 exons. The record is from RefSeq and is a predicted model, not a curated record. Bases 1 to 2175 code for a protein of 724 amino acids.